Molecule: messenger RNA, 2661 nt
Organism: Dermacentor silvarum
Lineage: Eukaryota; Metazoa; Arthropoda; Arachnida; Ixodida; Ixodidae
Product: tRNA (adenine(58)-N(1))-methyltransferase non-catalytic subunit TRM6-like
Biological process (GO): tRNA methylation
Cellular component (GO): nucleus; tRNA (m1A) methyltransferase complex
Source: RefSeq, a predicted model, not a curated record
GUUUCGAUAUUCAUCGUGUGAGUGCGCGGUUGCAACUCGCAGCGGAAAUGAACACGAUAAAAGAAGGCAGCUACGUUGUGGUUAGAGGGUCAAACAACACGCGGUUAGUUCAGGUAGACAGCAAGAAGCCCGUAUUCUUCGGCAAGAGGAAAUUCAGCAUUCAGACAGCAAUUGGAGAGGCUUUUGGGUCUGUCUUUGAGAUUGAUAACCGUGAUCUGCGGAAGAUAUCGGCUGAGGAGUACAGAAAAAUAUGUUCGGAGUGUGAGGUUCCUGGUGACGAUGCACCAACCAGUGGACAAGACAACAGGAAUCUUCUCGACGACGGCAAGUCACAGAAACUGACAAGAGAAGACAUAGAAACGUUCAAAGCAGAUGGCACAUCUGGCGAAAGGAUCGUCAAGACGCUGGUAGAGAACAGCACAACGUUUAAGGAGAAGACAGAGUACGCUCAGCGCAAGUACCUGAAGAAGAAGCAAGAUAAAUACCUGCAGCACGUGAUGCUUGGGCGGCCCACGGCACGGCUUCUGGUAGAGAUGUACUACUCGCAGAACCCACUCAAGAUUGGGAACAUGCGUGUCGACUCACUGGCUCAAAUGCUGACCUGCUGCAAUGUGCGGUCGGGUGGCCGCUACAUAGUGUUUGACUCCUGGGUUGGCCUCCUGACCGCCGCCGUGCUCGAGAGGCUGGGCCAGCAAGGCAGUGUGGUCCAGGUCUAUGCAGGACAAGGACCUGACAGCUCGUACAGACAGGCUGUUUAUGCACUGAACUUGGAAGAGGAGUUUCUUCGAUCCACUGUGCUGGAAUUGCCUUAUGCAAAGGCAUGCUCGCUGCUCACCGACGCAAACAGUGAAACACCGGAAGGGAAGCCAGAGAGUGAGAACCAGAGUGCCGAAAUGGAAGACGUGUCAGAGAUGAACUCGCUCUCUAACAAUGACAGCGUCGCAACAGCUGACGACUCCCAACCGAGCAAAGAACCAGCCUCAGCGAAAGAUUCCAAGGACUUGGAGCGUGCUGCAAGGAAACAGCGGAGGUUACUUGAACAGCAAAAGGCGAUAGACCUGCUGAAGACAAAGUCGUUAGACGGGCUGCUCGUUGCAAGCAAGCACCACCCAACUUCCAUCGUCCUCUCGCUCCUCGAGUUCAUUGCACCCUCCAGGCCGUUUGCCAUCUUCUGCAGUUUCCAGGAGCCACUUGUUGACUGCUACACUCAGCUGAAAAAUUCUGGCAGCGCUGUCUUCCUCAAGUUGACCGAGAGCUGGCUCCGAAGUCACCAGGUGUUACCCAACCGGACACACCCUUCCAUCAACAUGAGUGGCGGCGGAGGCUAUGUGCUCACAGGCAUCAAGGUCGCAGACGUGGCGUGAAUGUUGCAAACAAUCCUUUCGCGCCCCAUGAUACAGUCUGGCAGGCAGCGGCUUGGACCUCUGUCGGCUUUCUGCAUAAACUGUUCGGUGCAGGAAAGUUUGUAUAGAUGCUGAUGACGUUUGAGGUGGCAAGUGCCACUUUGUGGAAAAUCUGUUCCCCCAAGGACAGCGACGUUGGUGCUGUUUGAACUUGGAUCUGUGUUUUUUUUCUUCUUCUUGAAGUCCUAAAGGCAAAGUUUAACGCCGACCUCUGUAAUGCUUGAAACAAACUGUAAAGGAGAACACGCACAUAAAUUAAAUACCGUAUUUACUCGCAUAAUGAACGCACUUUCUUUCCCAAAAAUGUGCGCAAAGUUGUGGGGUGCAAUCACUAUGCAGGGUAAAAUAUUGAGCGAUUUUUUUUCCGUGGCCACCUCUAAAAAAGUCUCAAUUUUGCACAAAAGGCAAACCAUCGAUUCCGAUAGCACAUGCGUAGGCAGCUACACAAAGUAAGAAUAGUUUCAUCGGCCGUAUAAUCUUGCAAACAUUUGCUAACUAUGUAAAUUAACAAGCAUGGUGGCAGCGCACACAGGCACACAUGAACACAUCACACUCAAUGACUGCAGACACUCGCUGUCAAAACGUUGGCGUGAGGAAGCAUGGCAGCAACAGUGAGCGAAGUGACCUUCAUGCCGUGUAUCGCUUCAACAGAAACUGAGCGACGAGAACGGAGCACGCACAAAGGUAUAAGCCACCGUUGCACUGUUACUCAGCCCCCCCGACACAGAUCGCUUUCAAGAUAAGACCGCUCUCAGUUGCUGCGCCAAACCCCCCCCCCCCCCCCCCCCGGCGCCAUGCGCGCAAUCAGAAUACGGCACGUUACCUCCCUCUUUUCCUCCCUCGCACGCAGGAGAUUGAGGCGCAAUCAUAGGCGGCGACGGCAAAAAUGUGCCUGGAGUGUCCAUAUAAUUGCUGUCGCAAUAAAUGUAGAAGACACACGGUACGAUUCGGCAUCCGAUAUGGUGUCCGAUACGAUCGUACCCGCCGGAUGCCAUAUCAGACGCCGAAUCGUACCGUGUCUCUCCUACUUCACAGCAGCAAGUUCAGGGCGCAUUCAUUAUGGGAGGGAAAAAAAAACACACUUCUUGAUUGGGAAGGUUGGGGGUGCGUUCAUUACGUGAGGGCAUUCAUUAUGCAAGUAAAUACAGUGAGUUAUGUGCAUUGCUAUGCAUAAAAUCUCACUUUUCUUAGAGGCAGGAAGGGUGGGUUUUUUGUUCAGGCCUAAUAAAGACAUAAUACUCUAGAACACUCAAACAAA